AUGAGGACACCAACUCUUCUACUUUCGCAGAUUUGGGUAAGCACCCGGUCCAAUAAACCAUCUUCACAACUCAAGCAAGGACACAACAAGUGGGGAUCAAGGAUUCAGAAGAAAGAAAACCAAGCAGAAGGCCGAUCAAGGAUUCAGAAGAAAAAAAACCAAGCAGAAGCCGAUCAAGGAUUUAGAAGAAAGAAGACCGAGCAGAAGCCGAUCAAGGAUCCAGAAGAAAGAAGACCGAGCAGAAGCCGAUCAAGGAUCCAGAAGAAAGAAAACCAAGCAGAAGCCGAUCAAGGAUUCAGAAGAAAGAAAACCAAGCAGAAGGCCGAUCAAGGAUUCAGAAGAAAGAAAACCAAGCAGAAGCCGAUCAAGGAUUUAGAAGAAAGAAGACCGAGCAGAAGCCGAUCAAGGAUCCAGAAGAAAGAAGACCGAGCAGAAGCCGAUCAAGGAUCCAGAAGAAAGAAGACCGAGCAGAAGCCGAUCAAGGAUUUAGAAGAAAGAAGAUCGAGCAGAAGCCGAUCAAGGAUUCAGAAGAAAGAAAACCAAGCAGAAGCCGAUCAAGGAUUUAGAAGAAAGAAGACCGAGCAGAAGCAGCGCAAACGAGUCCAUCGCAACCCCUCAAGAUGCCGCGAGGAGCCGAAGCACGUCAGCAAGGAUCAAUACGACCAGCUGAGUAAGGAUGUGCAAAUGUUUGUGUCCGACGAAGAGGUGGGUCACACUUUCGCCUAUUGGUACAAGAGGUACGGCCCGGUCAUCAGGGAUUCGGUCUUGCUGGUUAGCAAGAAGCGCGAUUUGAUCCUCAUGAAGCUGGACGAGGAUGCAUAUCGCAAAUAUGCUGAUGACAUACUACCGAAACAACCGCAUGAGAUCGAUUUCGAGACGACGGUCGCGAAUCUGGAGAAGCUUUUCGCGUCAAAGAAGACGCUGAUUCGACGACGGUACGAGUGUCUUAGGAUAAACUACCCGCCGCUGACGGCCAGUUGUGUACCAUUCCGCGACUACGCUAACAUGAUCAAGCGGAUGGACGAAGACGCUCGACUGAAGAAGCUGGACUACACAGCACUGAAGACGCUACAGUUCGUAGCAGGACUUCAGAAUCCGUCGCUUCGAGAAGUUCGUCUCAGAAUGCUCCGUCGACUGGAUACACACACAGAGAAGAAUCGCCGUUGA
Molecule: messenger RNA, 1167 nt
Organism: Necator americanus (New World hookworm)
Lineage: Eukaryota; Metazoa; Nematoda; Chromadorea; Rhabditida; Ancylostomatidae
Exons: 3
Coding region: 1-1167 (388 amino acids)
Source: RefSeq, a predicted model, not a curated record